AUGCCGGACGAUGGCAAACUGAAAUCUGGAGUAUCGAGCGAACAUGCAGUCAAUGUUCUUAGCCGUCGCAUUACUGGGAACAUCGGAGCAAUCUGUCAGCAUUCAAGCAUCUGUCUCCUCCGCAGCCGCUUUCAUGCCGAAGAAACCCGCGGCGAUGUUACUGUUGAGGGUGCUGACUCCAACUAUGGAAGCUCUGAUGGCCAAAGCGGCCAAUUCGGGCCUAGGGAAUGUAUGGAGUCUCUCGGCGGCGGUGGCUAUAUCGAUUCUAUCUUAUCACUAGAGGUCGAGACCAACAUCGCACGCGUUUACCGCGAUGCCAAUGCUUUGAGCAUUUGGGGAGGCAAAGGGGGUGCGGAAGUGCUCCGGCCGUCGGAGAAUUGGGUGGGCGCGGGUGCGGAGCGAUGA
Letharia lupina is the source of this 405-nucleotide messenger RNA. RefSeq lists its product as uncharacterized. NCBI's taxonomy places the organism in Eukaryota, Fungi, Ascomycota, Lecanoromycetes, Lecanorales, Parmeliaceae. The transcript has 2 exons. Bases 1 to 405 code for a protein of 134 amino acids. The record is from RefSeq and is a predicted model, not a curated record. Gene Ontology annotation, molecular function: oxidoreductase activity, acting on the CH-CH group of donors.